Molecule: messenger RNA, 2016 nt
Organism: Nestor notabilis (Kea)
Lineage: Eukaryota; Metazoa; Chordata; Aves; Psittaciformes; Psittacidae
Gene: XYLT2
Product: xylosyltransferase II
Biological process (GO): chondroitin sulfate proteoglycan biosynthetic process; heparan sulfate proteoglycan biosynthetic process
Cellular component (GO): membrane
Molecular function (GO): protein xylosyltransferase activity
Source: RefSeq, a predicted model, not a curated record
CCGGACUCCUCCAGCCGCAGGAACCUGACGGAGCUGCGCGGGGAAGCCCAGCUGGCUGUGUUCCAGCAGGGCGACACGGGCAGUGUGGAAGGAGCUCCCCAGCCCACCGAGAACAGCUUCACCCCCAAGUGUGAAAUCACGGGCAAAGACGCCCUGUCGGCGCUGGCGCGGGCCAGCAGCAAGCAGUGCCAACAGGAGAUCGCCAACGUGGUGUGUCUGCACCGUGGCAGCCUCAUGCCCCAGUCUGUGCCUCGCCACUGCCAGCUCUCGGGCAAGGUCAGCCCUGUCAUCCAGUGGGACGAGAGCCGGCUGCAGCAGCUGCCCCCCAGCAAGCCUGUGCGCAUUGCCUACAUGCUGGUUGUGCACGGCAGGGCCAUUCGCCAGCUGAAGCGGCUCAUCAAGGCUGUGUACCACCAGCAGCACUUCUUCUACAUCCAUGUCGACAAGCGCUCCAACUACCUCCAUCGCGAGGCGGUAGAGCUGGCCCGGCACUACCCCAACAUCCGUGUGACACCCUGGCGCAUGGUGACCAUCUGGGGAGGUGCCAGCCUGCUCAAGAUGUACCUGCGGAGCAUGAAGGACCUGCUGGAACUGCCCGAGUGGCCCUGGGACUUCUUCAUCAACCUGAGCGCCACUGACUACCCCACGAGGACCAAUGAGGAGCUGGUGAUGUUCCUGUCCAAAUACAGAGAUAAAAACUUCCUCAAGUCUCAUGGCCGAGACAACGCCAGGUUUAUCAAGAAGCAAGGCCUGGACCGCUUGUUCCACGAGUGUGACUCCCACAUGUGGCGGUUGGGCGAGCGCCACAUCCCCGAGGGCAUCGUGGUGGACGGGGGCUCCGACUGGUUCUCGCUGACACGCAGCUUCGUGGAGUACGUGGUCUAUGCCGAGGACCAGCUCGUGUCCCAGCUGCGCCAGUUCUACACCUACACGCUCCUGCCAGCAGAGUCCUUCUUCCACACGGUCCUGGAGAACAGUCACGCCUGUGAGACACUGGUCGAUAACAACCUCCGAGUGACCAACUGGAACCGGAAGCUGGGCUGUAAGUGCCAAUAUAAACACAUAGUCGACUGGUGCGGGUGCUCCCCAAAUGACUUCAAACCCCAGGACUUCCUCCGGCUACAGCAACUCUCCAGACCCACCUUCUUCGCCCGCAAGUUUGAGUCGACGGUGAAUCAGGAGGUGCUGGAGAUCCUGGACACGCACCUCUACGGCAGCUACCCCCCCAACACACCGGCCCUGAAGGCGUACUGGGAGAAUGUCUAUGACCGUGUCGAUGGGCUCAGUGGCCUCAGCGAUGUCACUCUCACCUUCUACACGGCCUUCUCCAGGCUGGGGCUCCACAAAGCUGCAUCCACACCAGCAGCAAAGGCCGACAAGCUCUGCAGAUUUGAACCCCGGGGCUUCCCAUCCAGUGUGCACUUAUAUUUCUAUGAUGACCGUUUCCAGGGUUACCUGGUGAUGCAGGAAGUGCAGAAUUUGGCAACGGGGCAGGCAGAGUCGCUGGAGGUGUGGAUGAUGCCCCAAGGAGCUCUGAAGCUGGCGGGUCACGGAGGGCAGGCAAACCGGUUACAAAACCUGGAGGUGGGCACAGAGUGGGAUCCCAAGGAAAGACUUUUCCGCAACUUUGGAGGCUUGAUGGGGCCUUUCGACGAGCCAGUGGCCAUGCAGAAGUGGUCUCGAGGCCCCAACCUGACGGCCACGGUGGUGUGGAUCGACCCCACCUAUGUCAUCGCUGCUUCCUACGACAUCACGGUGGAUGCCGAGGCAGAGUUUACCCAGUACAAGCCCCCUCUCAACCGGCCCCUGCGCCCUGGUGUCUGGACCAUCCGCCUCCUCCAGUUCUGGGAGCCCCUGGGUGAGAGCCAGUUCCUGGUGGUGCCGCAGACCUUCAACCGCAAGCAGCCUCUCAGGAAAGAUGACAGCAACUGGCUGCACGGUGGCCCCCCCCGCAACGAGUACAUGGAGCAGAGCUUCCAGGGCCUGGGGGGGAUCCUCAACCUGCCACGUUCCUAG